Molecule: messenger RNA, 834 nt
Organism: Mesorhabditis spiculigera
Lineage: Eukaryota; Metazoa; Nematoda; Chromadorea; Rhabditida; Rhabditidae
Source: the annotation of a GenBank genome assembly
AUGCGAAAGCCCUCCACCCAACCGAUGGUCCGCGCCCGGUCCCUGUUCCGGUUGAGCAGCAAGCUGGCGCGGAAUUGUCUUUCGGAGUUUAUCGGAACGAUGAUGUUGUUGUUCCUCGGCUCUGCCAUCUGCCUACAGUACACCCUGUCGGAUGGGAAACUCAGCAGCUGGCUGCAUGUGAACAUUGGCUGGGGAUUUGCCUUGACCUUGUCGGCUUUGGCGACUUAUCAGACUUCGGGAGGCCAGCUCAACCCGGCCAUCUCACUCCUCAUGGCGACACUUGGAAAUAUGCCUUAUUCCUGGGUGCUGCCGUAUUCGAUGGCCCAACUUGGGGGUGCCUUUACAGGAGCUGCCCUGGCGUAUGGGGUAUAUUACGAAAGAUCCCUACGGUACCUAGCCGCCCUACCCUCUCCCGGUCAUUUGACUGCCUGCUUCACCUCUUGGCCUAGCGAUGCUUCCCAUACGACGGCUUUCAUUGAUCAGGUCGCUGGAACAGCUGUACUCGCAUUUUUCAUCUGCGCUUGCGUGGAUAGAAGGAAUAAGGUCCCCGUCUUCUUGCAACCACUAUUCUUUGGCUUUUUGUUGAUCAUGAUCGGAUGUGCCCUCAACCUGAACGUCGGCUAUCCAAUAAAUCCCGCUCGAGACCUCGGACCCAGGAUUUUUGCUUUUUUGCUCUUUGGAAUGGAGGCUUUCAGUCACAGCAAUUAUUACUUCUGGAUCCCGGUGGUCGCACCGUUUUUCGGAGCGCUAAUCGGAGGAUGGCUUUAUCAGAUCCUCAUCGGCGUGCAAAUUGACAAAGAUCCGGAAGAGGAAUAUGAACUGAAACAUGCGGUU